AUGGAUAAAUCCAACAUGUCUGAACUGAGAUUUGAGGCCCCACUGGCAACAUUUGACAUGGAUGAAUGGAAUGAAUUCGUCGAUGAUCAACCAGCCAGCCCAUGUAGUGCAGUCUCGAGGAUGAGUGAGGCCUCCUCCUCCGUCAGUAGCAGUCCCCAGAAUAACAAGAAUAACAACAGUUAUGCCACAGAACUGGACAUAGGCGACAACAAUUCUGAAGAUUUCGAAAACGAAAACCUGUCUGGGUCCCUGGAAGACCUCGUCAACACAUUUGAUGCAAAAAUAAUCAAGUGCUUUAAAAAUUAUAACGAACACUCUGAGAUAAUAGCACCCAUUCAAAUCAGAAGCGAGGAUGACAUACUGGCCGACAAUCAGUAA
This is a messenger RNA of Helobdella robusta, 378 nucleotides long. RefSeq lists its product as hypothetical. The record is from RefSeq and is a predicted model, not a curated record. Lineage: Eukaryota; Metazoa; Annelida; Clitellata; Rhynchobdellida; Glossiphoniidae. Bases 1 to 378 code for a protein of 125 amino acids. Gene Ontology annotation, cellular component: axon; cytoplasm. The transcript is spliced from 2 exons.